Messenger RNA from Otolemur garnettii (small-eared galago), 897 nucleotides. RefSeq names its product speedy/RINGO cell cycle regulator family member C (gene SPDYC). Gene Ontology annotation, biological process: positive regulation of cyclin-dependent protein serine/threonine kinase activity. The record is from RefSeq and is a predicted model, not a curated record. The transcript has 7 exons. Bases 1 to 897 code for a protein of 298 amino acids. Gene Ontology annotation, molecular function: protein kinase binding. Lineage: Eukaryota; Metazoa; Chordata; Mammalia; Primates; Galagidae.
AUGCUGUGGGUAGCUCCAGAGCUCCGAUCACCCUGCCCCAUCCUACCCUGCUCCACCUCCACCCCCAGUGAGAUGAGUGAGGCCCAAGACCCUGCCUAUGUCCCUGUGGUUACUACUCACUUGAGCCUGGGGGGCUGCAGCUGGCAAGGAGGAGGCACUGGGUUUCUCCACUCCCGGCAACACAAGGAGCUCCAGGCCUUCCUCAGUCUUCUGGAGGACAGCCUCAUCCAGGAAUUCCUCUCUAAAGACCCCUGCUUCUGGAUUUCGGAUAAGUAUCUCCUGGCGAUGGUGCUGGUCUACUUCCAGCGUGCUCACCUGAAGCUCAGCGAGUAUACCCAUAGCAGCCUGUUCCUGGCACUGUACCUUGCAAAUGACAUGGAGGAGGACCUAGAAGAGCCCAAAUGUGAGAUUUUCCCAUGGGCCCUGGGAGAAGAUUGGUACCUUCAGGUGGGAAAAUUCCUGCACCAGAGGGACAAGCUAUGGGCACGGAUGGGCUUCCAGGCAGUGGUGAGCCGCCAGUGCUGUGAGGAGAUCAUGGCAAUGGAGCCAUCCCACUGGGCUUGGACUCGGGAGCGGCGCCCCCACCAUGGCGGGGUUCAGAGGGGCUGUCCACAGGUCCCAGGCCGCUUCCCCCGGGGCCCUGGCCUCUCACCACCCCACUGUUCCCUCUGUGGCUCAUCCCAGCACCACAGCCACCACCAUCCUUUGCCUGCAUUAUCCAAGUGCCCAGCCCUGACCUCAGAGUGCCAUCAUCCUCAUUCCCAAAAUUAUCUCUCAGGGGUCAAAAACCCCUGGGGUGGAGAGUUUCUCAUCAUUUUGCCCCCUCAGAUGCAGCUAGAGCCAGGCACCUACACCUUCCACAUCUUCCCAAAGCCUUCACCACGCCCCAGGCGCUGA